AUGGAGGGGACGGAGACCUUGGUGUGUGAGGGCAGGUACCUGCUGGCACCCCUGCCCACCUCUCCUGUGCCCGCUCCCUCGGGGGGUGCUCCGGGGCUGUGGAGGGACAUGGGGGGAGUAGACGGGAGCCCGCCGGGCCGGGGGAGCGCUGGCCCGGAUCGGGUCCCGCCGCGCCGCGUCGCCACGGCAACCGGCGGCACCACCGCCCUCCGUCCGGCGAAUGUAGCCCGUCCCGCCUGCGACCAAUGGGGGGGGAGGGAGGGCGGUGCGGCGGCCAAUGGGGAGCCGGCGGGGCGGGGCCGCACCCGGGACGGCUGCGGCCGCGCUGUGCGUCCGGCUCCGCCCCUCCCGGCCCGGCCCCGCCCCUCCCGGCCCCGCCCCGCCGGCCGAUGGGGCGCGGGCAGCGGGCAGGGGCUGCCGGUGGCGGGCGGCGGCGGCGGGAUGGCGCACCCCAGCGAGGCCUCGGCGCACACGGCGGCCGCCGGCGCGGCCAUGGACAGUAACGUCCUGGCCAUCGUUAUCGCCGCGACGGUAUCCACCUCCGUCUUCAUCGUGGCAAUCCUCAUCCUACUGCUGCUCCUGUACCACCGGGACCCCAUGUGCUGCCAAUUCCUCUGCUCCUGCCGCUUCUUCCAGACCCCCAGCCAGUAUGACUGUCCCCCGCCCUACUUCAGCAGCAGCCAGCGGCUGGUGGGUCCCCAGUGCGGAGCGUCACGGCUGGAGAGUGCUGCCGAGAACCCUGGCAUGCAGGGAGACGAGCUAUUCUGCGUCGGACCCCCCAGCAGCUACCAGCUCCCUUCCUGGGAGCAGCCCCGCUUGCCAAGCUACGAGAGCGUGCGGAAGAAAGAUCGCCAGCGGGAAAUCCAUCAGAUGAUUGCCGAGAGGUUUGGGCUGUGGGCAGAGCCUUCCCAGGAGAUGCCGCCUCCCUACGAGCAUGCUCUGAGGCAUCCCCCAGCUUUCUCAGGAACAGUAAUAAGCUCAGAGACCUUGGACAGACGUGGUGUGCCAGACCCUUUCCAGGCCCCUCUCAGCUACCAAACUCAGCGAAACACAGCCGUGGAACGGCCAAACAUCAGACCUUCACCCAGAUUCGCAAUCAGCAGAGACACAGGGAAGUCAGAACCCAGCCAGCAGAGAUGUCCCUCCUGCAGCACAGGGACAACCACAGAGCCACCGCCAGGUAUUGAGCUCUGAGCGAAGCAGCCAGGGAUGUCUGUUCGCUCUUCUCUGGCAAAUGUACUGUUACCAAAGGUGAUGGACCAGCUGCUUGUUUCUACACAAGGGGCAAAGCCAAGGUGAAGGUCUGCUCAGCCAGAGCUCCUCCAGGCAGCUGGCGUGUAUCAUACCUCUGUGAGGCAAGCACCCACAGCUGUACCAAGGAUCAGACCUCAGACAGCGGUUGUGUUGUGCUACUUCACUUAUUUCUUAGGUUAUAAAAUGUUUUACUUUAUUGGUGUAUUGGCUAUUGGGUGGGAAUCCUCAGCUGUGAGCAGAAUGAAUCCGCAUCAGAGCAUUGCUGUGUGCUCUUGCAGCAACGGUCCUCUGUGACCGAGAGCAAUUUUGUAUGGACUUCAGAUAAAGAUUCGGAGAGGUUCCAGGGGUUUUAUUGCCUGCUGUAUGCAAAUACGGACCAGCGAGGUGAACCGUGUGACGGGAUAUGCAAGCUGGGAAAGGACAGGAGAAGCGUGGACAAAAUAGCUUGUGGUCUCCAUGAAGAGCAUAAAGCAAAGGUGGACAUGUGUGCCUGACCCAGGUUACCUAGUUGUCUUCUGCAGAGCAGACAAUCUAAUAAUGUCAACACUGGUGCCCUCACACCACCAAUUUUGAUAACCUGUUUUCUACUGCAGAGCCAAUGUUUCAAAUUGUUUACAAACUUCAGAUAAAAUUAGAUCAGUUUGGCCA
Molecule: messenger RNA, 1902 nt
Organism: Harpia harpyja (harpy eagle)
Lineage: Eukaryota; Metazoa; Chordata; Aves; Accipitriformes; Accipitridae
Exons: 7
Coding region: 1-1194 (397 amino acids)
Source: RefSeq, a predicted model, not a curated record